AUGGACAUGGAUUACAUGGAUGCCACGCUCCAGGUGAAUGCAUUCGGUAUGACUGCCGGUUGCACAUUCUGCCUCGACAACCUGCCCAACCAGCUCGCAGUGCUGGGGCAUUUUCGUGCCAUCUUGGAGAUGUGUCACAACCAGUGCGAGGGCGACUCCGACCAGUAUGAGUCCGCGAAAGAGGUGGAACGUCAGAUGAAGACGGUGAAGCUCAUGAUCAAGAUGGCACAGGCUCGAUCCAAGUCGAAGGCCGUCAAGGUGGAAGUGAUGCCGUGCAUUCUGUCCACCUCGUUGAACGUGAAUGGGGAGGCCUCCGCCUCCAUGGGCUCCAUGUCUCCGAAGAAGUCGAUGAGCAUGGUGGGCGCCAGCGCAACUACCAGCAUGUUUGGCGGUAGGCUGCCCAAGCUGGAUGAAGCGCAGCGCUGCGUUGAAGAGCCUGCGGGUUCGGAUUCCAUAGCGUCCACAUCGAGCAUGGUGCCGACCGAGACUGUUGCCGAGAAGCGAGAUAAAGAGUCGGCGUCGGCGUCGGCAUCGCCAGAUACUGUGUCGAAUACGAAGAGUGUAGGCUCCGCCACACAGAAGCGUCCAGAAUCGGGGCGCAGCAUAAGCUCCACCCAGAAAGCAGUGGAGCCCGUGGCUCCGUCAGCGCCGAGCUCCAGCUCAUCCUUCGCCAGCCGGCUCAUGCCGUCCUUCCUGCGGAAGAACCGCGCAGCGUCCAAAGAGAAGGCGCAGGAGGCUGCAGAUGGUGCGAUGUCUCCAGAAGCACUUCUUUCCUCAGCGGAAGUCCAGGAUGAGCCUGAUGAGGCGGAAGCGAUCCCCACCCUCAGACAGCUACAGCAGGGAACUCAAGAUCAACGGCUUCUUCCCAUCUCCGCGCACAAGUGUGCCACCGACUAUUCUGCAUCCUCGCUUAUCAACGCAGAGAUUUCCGAGCGGGACAUGAGCGAGCUGCAGAAGCAGCAGGAAGAGCUUUGGGCCCCUAGCACGGAGGAGCAAGGCCCGAGUGGAGCGGUUCUUGGCACCCCCACCACUGCUUGA
Molecule: messenger RNA, 1038 nt
Organism: Symbiodinium sp. CCMP2456
Lineage: Eukaryota; Dinophyceae; Suessiales; Symbiodiniaceae
Source: the annotation of a GenBank genome assembly